UUAAACGUGGCAGGGCGGUUUUGUUCAUUCUGUCAGAAAACCAUGGCUGCGACGGCUGGGGAUUCUCCUUCGCUCGCUGUCUCCUCUUCCCGGCCGUCGGGUGAUGCCGACUUGGGGUCCCCUCACAUAGCGGCGCUGAUCCUGGCUCGAGGCGGCAGCAAAGGAAUCCCUCUGAAGAACAUUAAGCUCCUGGCUGGCGUUCCGCUGAUUGGUUGGGUACUGAGGGCAGCGCUCGACUCCGGCGCCUUUCAGAGUGUGUGGGUUUCCACAGAUCAUGAUGAAAUUGAGAAAAUUGCCAAACAGUUUGGAGCUCAGGUCCAUCGGAGGAGUUCUGAAGUGUCCAAAGAUUCCUCUACCUCUUUGGAUACCAUUGUGGAGUUUCUCCAAUAUCACGAGGAGGUUGAUGUUGUAGGAAACAUCCAAGCAACUUCCCCAUGCCUGCACCCCAACGACCUCACCAAAGUGGUCAAAAUGAUCCGGGAGGACGGCUUUGAUUCGGUGUUUUCAGUUGUCCGGCGGCACCAGUUCAGAUGGAGUGAAAUUAAAAAAGGAGUCAGUGAAGUAACUAUCCCGCAAAAUCUGAAUCCUGCCAAGCGUCCCCGACGGCAGGACUGGGAUGGUGAACUCUAUGAAAAUGGAUCGUUUUACUUUGCCAAAAGGGCCUUAAUUGAAAAGGGAUAUUUGCAGGGUGGGAAAAUGGCCUACUACGAAAUGCGAGCUGAGCACAGUGUGGACAUCGAUGUCGACAUAGACUGGCCCAUUGCAGAGCAGCGGGUCCUAAGAUAUGGCUACUUUGGGAAAGAGACCUUAAAAGAAGUGAAGCUUCUGGUCUGUACCAUUGACGGAUGCCUCACCACCGGUCACCUCUACCUCUCUGAAGAUGGAACAGAGAUGGUUUCAUAUGACGUCAGAGAUGCUGUUGGAAUAAAUCAGCUUCAGAAAAGAGGAGUCGAGGUGCGGCUGAUCUCCGAGCGGGUCUCUUCCGCCAAGGCGCUCUUCACCUCAAAGUUGGGCUGUACCCUGGAAGUCGGGGUGAUAGACAAGCUGGGUGUCGUGGAGAAAUGGCGGAAGGCCAUGGGGCUGUGCUGGAAGGAGGUUGCGUACUUAGGAAAUGAAGACUCGGAUGUGGAGUGUCUGAAGAAAGCCAGCAUGAGUGCCGUCCCUGCCGACGCUUGUCCGGCUGCCCAGAAAGCUGCAAGCUACAUUUGUCGAUGCAGUGGCGGCCGUGGCGCAGUUCGAGAGUUCGCCGAGCACAUCCUCCUUUUAAUGGAAAAGGUGAAUUCGGCGGGAAAAAACAUGGGGUGAUCCAGCUAGGAAGUCGCCUCCCAAGCAGUGUCUCUGCUUUGUUGAUUCCGCUGGGGUGACUGUUCCCUGCUUGGCUUUUGACAUUUCCAGCAUCCAAAGGACCCCGACAGGCAGCUUUAAACUAUCCGCUUUAUUAUUUCACUGGUGACGAAAUCGUUAAUGAAUUGGCGCAGACCCAAGGUGGCAGGAAAACCCAAUAAAUCCAAAGACACGCUAUUGUCGGAGAUGUUUCCUAGAAGGCUAAAAAGUUUACAGCCCUAUUCCAUUUUUUUUUUUUUUUUUUUUUGGUCUCUUUAUUUGCCGGAGAUGUUUCCUAGAAAGCUAAAAAGUUUACAGCCCUAUUCCCUGUUUUUGUUUUUUGUUUUUUUUGUCUCUUUCUUUUAUGUUUGUUUGCUUGCUUUUUUUUUUUGCAGCCUGAUCAUUUAGGCAAAAAUAACUUUGGUAAAAAUAGAAGCAAUAGGGGAAAAAAAACACUUGGGGUUUUUUACUCUGGCUACAGUGCCGUGCCGUUAUAUAAGGAAUUGAUGACCGUGAAUGGACAUCAAACGGAACUUAAUAUUUUGCCAGAGGCUGACGUCUAAGUACUGAUGACUCCUGACAGGUAGGAAUAUAUAUUCUUGAUGUUAUGUUCAAGAAGUGUUUCUCCACAACAAACUUGAUUUUAUGCUGUUACCCUAGAUUGGAUCUUCUGAGCCAGGGGUGUCAAACUCGCAACAUCACGUGAUGUGUCACAACUUUUUUUCCAUUGCCGGCAAUGGGGUGGGCGCGGUUUGGGUAUGAUGCAUCCGGCCUGUGGGCCGGCAGUUUGACACCCCUGCU
Molecule: messenger RNA, 2124 nt
Organism: Crotalus tigris (Tiger rattlesnake)
Lineage: Eukaryota; Metazoa; Chordata; Lepidosauria; Squamata; Viperidae
Gene: CMAS
Product: cytidine monophosphate N-acetylneuraminic acid synthetase
Exons: 8
Coding region: 43-1305 (420 amino acids)
Molecular function (GO): N-acylneuraminate cytidylyltransferase activity
Source: RefSeq, a predicted model, not a curated record